AUGUCUGAAAUUUGUGAAGAAAUCAACUCUUUGAAGGAGUCAGACGACAAGGAACGGGCCGACUUGACACUCCAUCUGGCGAGGCUCCGGUACCUUAAAGGUUUAAACCAGGUUGGCUUCUUCGCCGAUAUCCGAUGGUACCCGGAACAUUAUCCAACAUCUUACUAUCUCGAUGGCCUUUCUAACUUGGCUGAAUGUCUUUGUCUGGCAAAUUAUCUACAGUUCAAGGAGAUGGUGAUUACCAUUAAGUUUUUAAAGAAGUUGUUAAAGCCGCUCAUACCAUAUAAAGAAACGGAGGAGGGUGACGAUACCAGGAAAAUGUUUGCCGCUUACGUUGGAUAUCUUUGGGGCGAUGAAGCAGCAGUUCUAACGCAGAUAUUUGAAGAGCACCCAGACUUCCACCGCGACAUUCAGAGAUUCCUAGAAAUGGACUUCCAUGCGACCAAAACACCUAUUGCCGCGAGUACAUUAUGCAAGAGAGACUCAGAAGAGUCCUGGGAGCUAACCGGAGGAGGAAAAAGGAGAGGGUGGUACUAG
This is a messenger RNA of Fusarium poae, 537 nucleotides long. RefSeq lists its product as uncharacterized. The record is from RefSeq and is a predicted model, not a curated record. The transcript is spliced from 2 exons. Lineage: Eukaryota; Fungi; Ascomycota; Sordariomycetes; Hypocreales; Nectriaceae. The coding region runs from base 1 to 537 and encodes 178 amino acids.